Molecule: messenger RNA, 723 nt
Organism: Histoplasma mississippiense
Lineage: Eukaryota; Fungi; Ascomycota; Eurotiomycetes; Onygenales; Ajellomycetaceae
Exons: 5
Coding region: 1-723 (240 amino acids)
Biological process (GO): protein import into mitochondrial matrix
Cellular component (GO): TIM23 mitochondrial import inner membrane translocase complex
Source: RefSeq, a predicted model, not a curated record
AUGACUCCCGUGUUCCGAACCCGAUCAGUUCUCCGAAGCCUCUCCGCCGCGAACCCCGCUACAAAACACACAUUCAAACCAUGGGAGGCGCUUUCCCGGUAUUAUGCAACUCAGAACAGCUUGGGGGGAGCAUCCUCAUCAUCAAAUCCCAAGCAGUCCAGAAAACAAAUAACCGUCACCAGCGACGAUGGCCGAGUACGGUGGGGGGAGCUCUCUAGAAGAGAAAAGGCAGCUCGGGCAACUCAGCAAUCUGCAAAUUUCCUUAUCAUUGUUAUUGGGGCUGCCAUGACUGGUGCUGUUUUUACUCUGCUUUACCAGGAAGUUUUUGCGCCAGACAGCAAAACUCGGAAUUUCAAUCGAGCCGUCGACCGAAUUAAGGAGGACCAGAGAUGUAUCGAGCUACUUGGGGAUAGCAACAAGAUACGGGCCUAUGGCGAGACUACAUGGAAUAAGUGGACGAGAAAUAGGCCCAUCGCAACCACCGUGGAAAAGGACCGAGUUGGUCGGGAGCAUAUGAGAAUGAACUUCAAUGUCAGUGGCCCACGCAACGAUGGAACUGUGAGCGUACAUCUGAUAAAGAACCCGCAAACAAAUGAAUUUGAAUACAAUAUCCUGGCGUUGGACGUUAAAGGUCAUCAACGACUUUAUCUUGAAAACGCAGAGGCAAAUAAAAAUGCAGCGAAGAAAGCUGCAACGAAAAUAUUUGGAAUACAAUGGCGUUAG